Molecule: messenger RNA, 1353 nt
Organism: Pleurotus ostreatus (oyster mushroom)
Lineage: Eukaryota; Fungi; Basidiomycota; Agaricomycetes; Agaricales; Pleurotaceae
Exons: 5
Coding region: 1-1353 (450 amino acids)
Source: RefSeq, a predicted model, not a curated record
AUGUCUGAGGUCACCGUCGCACCCCCUCAAUACCGACGGUUUUCGAGUGUUAGACUUGGGCAGGCCCCGACGACCAUGACGACGCAAGCAUCUCCAGCCGAUUUGCCACCUUAUUCCCGUCGCCGACGUGAUACUGUUUCGCAGAUGCCUCGUCGAGAGCCCGUGGCACACACAUAUCAGUUGGUCUCUGGAAGUAAAGCUUGGGCUGUGUGGAAGGUUGUGAGCAGUGCAAAGUCGAGCAAGUCGUUGCCCACUUUCUACGAGAAGGAGACGAUCACUGGGACGCUGUCGCUGGAUGUUGAUAGGUUUGAGUCGAUACAAGCCAUCUAUGUCACCGUCACUGGCCGUAUCAUAACUGGUGCUGGUUCAAGCGAUAGCUACACAUUCCUCAACACCUCGGUACCCAUCUGGUCCAAGGUCGCUGCAGGUGCGAAGUUGCAAGGGAGUUCGACGUGGCCGUUCAGCGUUCCUCUUCCCAAAACCGUGAGCAUACCCACCAGCUCUGGCGGUAGCAAGCUUUGUCCUCUGCCCGAAACCUUUAUGGAGCGAGGAAUGAUGGCCAGCAUCCAGUAUGACCUGACGCUGAGGAUAGCGCGAGGCAAAUUGCGAGCUGAUAGCACGUUGACAACACCUUUCGGCUAUGUACCCAAUAGCAAACCAGAAAGCCCAUCAAUGCUCCGACAACUGGCAUACGAGGAGGGCUGUCCAACGAUUCCAGGACCUGACGUCGACCCAGAAGGCUGGCGCAUACUACCCACCGUGCCCGUCGCAGGUACUCUCUUCAAUUCUAGGCAGCUCGAAGCACGUUGCAACAUCGCGAUAGCCAAACCUCUUUGUUACACUCGAGGAAGCGUCAUUCCGUGCACUCUCACCAUGGAUAGCUUGGACGUCCAGGCGCUCGAUCUGCUCGCUACCAGCAAGGCCAUCGUUGUCAAUUUGCGACGGGCCGUCAGGUACUACAACUCACCUUCACCUCUCAACAAAUCCGAUGUACUGUGGAGAGAGUUGUCCGAGGACGUAGGACGCGCAGUCUGGUGGCCGUCAGUCAGAGGUCGAGGCGAUGACUACAUCCGUUACCUAGAAGGAGAGAUCCAACUAGCUAAGGACUUGAAGCCGUCUGCAUCGAUAGCCCAUUUCAGCGUUUCCUACUCCGUUGUUGUCUGCCCUUUCGACUCCCCGGGCUUUAUCUCGUCUACUACCGAACCUCUGCAUUCCGAACCCGUCGAAAUUGCCACCAUGUAUGCCCGCGGCCCCAAGCCUAGGUCGUACGCUCCCCCCGCAUAUUCACGCACCACGCCACGCAAUGAGGAGUUCUACGCGACUAUGUGUGGCUUUCCCGCCACACUCCAGUGA